AUGAAGGGUACCGCCUUCCUCCUCGUGGCUUUGCUGGCGGCUUUCGCUCUUGCUAUCGCGUCGCCUGACACCUUCACGACUACUAACCUUGCAACUUCUUCCAUUCCACAGUCGGACUUCGAGGAGGCAUUGAUCCCCUAUACCGCUCCUCCUCAAGCCAGCGAGCGUGGAUCUCCAGAUAAGGUCCCGACAGAUGACGACCUGCUAGCCGAGCUACAUGAUCUUACCGGAUUGAAUGCCACGUGGUCAAACGUCUCCUACUCCAACACCAGCGCUUCUUCUGGCAACGAUAUCUCAGUACUUACCGAUCAGAAUCAUAUGAAGCACCUGAAAGGCUGGUACAGGGUUGACAUUCGUCUUGGCCUGCAUGGCACCCACGUUGGAACUUUCGCUGGAGAGCGACUGUACAAUCGUAUCUACGAGGUCUUGAAGCACUGCAAACCUGGCGGUAGUAUCGAUGAUUGCUCUAUCAGGAACGUCGUUUAUAAGGGCUCUGGUGGCGAGUAUCGAACAGACUCGACGCUUUACAUAAAUGUCCUGGUAUCGACCAUCCACACGACAAUGAAAGGGCUUGAGGACCUGACGUACCGCAUGAUGGCCAGAACAUUCCAGAAAAUGACCGAGGUUCCGAGCAACUGCCGAUGGAUCAAGUUUUCGAGCGGCGGUGGUGACAGACCUCUCGCCUUCUGCAGCGUGGCAAGCCAAGUCAUGAUCGCAUUCCCCAUCAACGGAGGACCGGUGCAGUCGCUACUGAAAUUGACGCUCGAGUGGGAUCACGAGACCGACAAGAAGUCUUACACUUGCGAUGAAGUAGCGCAGUCAGGUACCGUUAUGGAUUACGUGAGCCGACCGUUUCUCAACGACUAUAACAUCAGAGGCGGCGGUAGAGAAGAAAGUUUCAAGAAGGAAAUCUCCAAGAUCUAUGGAUGGAAAGAGAAUAGGAUAGCUCCGUAUACGGCCUGUCUGUGGGACCAUUGCUUCAACACAGUUGUGCGUAACGCGCUAACGGAAUGGAUCGAGGUUGACGAUUGUGAGCCGGCGUGGAAUCCGAUUGGAUGUGAUCCUGGCGCGGAAUCGAGGAAGAACAAGGACUUGAACUGCCCGCCAGAAUAUCGGGGUACACGGUCUUACACCCAUGGUAAAGUUAACUCGCGGGACGACCCAAAUGACAUCCACUGGAGCGGCUAG
Alternaria atra is the source of this 1188-nucleotide messenger RNA. RefSeq lists its product as uncharacterized. The record is from RefSeq and is a predicted model, not a curated record. Lineage: Eukaryota; Fungi; Ascomycota; Dothideomycetes; Pleosporales; Pleosporaceae. The coding region runs from base 1 to 1188 and encodes 395 amino acids. The transcript has 3 exons.